AUGAACUCUGAAACAGCUCGUCCAACGCGGCAGCAGCCAAAACAGCCGCCAAGCCGCUAUCAGUCUUUGACCGGUGCGGCCGUUUGGCGAACCGUCGGCGGCCCCUCCUUUUUUGGAAAAUGAGUCACGCGUCCGCGUUGUACGUCAAACGGCUGCCCAUGUGCGGGUGCGAAACCAAACAGUUCCUUGUCACUUCGUAGAGACGUCGUGCGUAAUAUGAAUCGAAUUGCUCUCUCAUCUGUUUAUACAGUCGGUGUUUCAGGCCCCGCCUCCUUUUUUUGUCUGCUAACGAUGCUUUCCCGAAAUCGCACGUUCCUGGCUGUUGUGGCAACGGAUCUUUCCGUUCGUUCCGACAUGGUCUCUUCCAGGGAGCUCUGCGUCGUUCUUCUGCUUUUCCUCGCCGUCAUUGUUUUCCAAGUGAGUUUUUUCCUCAGUUCUUGUAAUAAUUGGAAAGUCGAAGCGCGACAAUUUUUUUUCGAUAUUUCAAAAAUUUCCUUCCUAGAUAAUUCCAUAGGGUUUUAAAAAAAUAAAUUAUUACUUUCUACCUGGCAAUUUUUUUGUACUUGUCAGUUGUCCCUAUAGCAUGUAGUGUUCAAUUGCCCAUUUUUACUCGUUAAAAGAUAUUUUUUUCGAAUUUUUUUCAAGCUUUCCUGAAAUUAUUUAAUAAAAAGUCCAUUUUUGCAUAAAUGUCACUUUUUUUAUUUUUCAGAACUCGUAAACGCUAAGCUGAAAAACUUCUGAUUUCUUUUUGCGAAUACCUGAGUAGUUCUAAAAAAGUUAUUUCUAGAACACCUGGAAAAAAACAUGCAAGCAUGGUCCCUGGUUGAACUGCAGUAUGGACAGGUGCAAAUAGACCUCAAGAAGUAUAUUUAGCGGACAAUAGUCUCGAAGAGUUCGAAAAAGUUUCAUUUGAUGGUCGAAAAUUGUGCUUUUUGGAAUACCGAAAAAAAAAUUGGAAGCGAUGCGUCAAUGGCGCCAACAACAUCGGUUGAAUGAAAGCGUAGGAGUCACGUACAAUGAAAACAUGAGUCAAUUCUCUCGAACGAUUUUCCAUGAACUCUUUUCAGCUCUACGUCUACGUUCUUCUGGACAUCCGAGAGUUUGAAGCUGAAGUCCUCGAUGAGGAGCAGCGGGACGUCGAAAGGAGACGUCGUCAGGAUGUCCUUCUGAAGGCGCUCAACGCCAUCUAA
This is a messenger RNA of Caenorhabditis auriculariae, 1190 nucleotides long. Lineage: Eukaryota; Metazoa; Nematoda; Chromadorea; Rhabditida; Rhabditidae. The record is from the annotation of a GenBank genome assembly.